Molecule: messenger RNA, 1521 nt
Organism: Cinclus cinclus
Lineage: Eukaryota; Metazoa; Chordata; Aves; Passeriformes; Cinclidae
Gene: PIH1D1
Product: PIH1 domain containing 1
Exons: 9
Coding region: 141-1040 (299 amino acids)
Biological process (GO): box C/D snoRNP assembly; rRNA processing
Cellular component (GO): R2TP complex; ribonucleoprotein complex; cytoplasm
Source: RefSeq, a predicted model, not a curated record
GUGGGCAUUCUGGGGGCACGAGAGGUUCCCAGGGUGGUCCCGGCGGUUUUGGGGGUCCCGAGGGGUUCUCAGGGGGCCCUGGCGGCCUCGGUCCAUGCUGGGUCUGGAGUCGUGGUGUUCCCCCCCCCGGCUCCUCCAUUAUGUCGAUCCCUCAGGCCAUGGCGGACCCUUCGCUGCUCUCGGCCGAGCUGGAGGCGGACGAGGAGGCGGCGCUGCGGCGGCUGUUGCUGCAGGUGACCCCGGACCGCGAGGAGGCCCCGCGGCCCUGCCUCGCCCGCGCGGUCACCCCGCAACCGGGGCUGUGCGUGAAGACCCGCGCGGGGGGGGACAAAGUGUUCGUCAAUGUUUGUCACUCGCCCGAGGUGCCGCCGCCCCCCCCCGUGUCCCCCCCGGGCCUCCAGAGGCUCCUGCGGGAGCCCCCCGGCCCCGACGGCGGCUUCCGGAUUCCGAUGAGCCUCGGGGAGCCCCACGCCGAGCUCGACCGAGGGGGUCGGGGCUGCACUGCCUACGAUGUGGUGGUGAAUUCGGGCUUUUUCCGGACGCUCCAGGCUGAUCCUUUGUACCUCGAGUUUUUCUUGACCGUGGCCAUGGAGGGGCUGUCGGAGAAGUACGGGGUGGAAUUGGAGCUCACUGGCUGGCGGGUACUGCGGAAUCGGAAAUUCCUGGGCUCCAUCUCAGCCCAAAACAUCCGGGCCCGGCCCCGGCCCCACAUCCAGGAGCUCCCAGGCCCCCCAGACCCCCCUCAGUUCGUGGUGGUGGCUGAGCCCUCAGCCCAGGACCCGCAGGUGCUGCAGGCCCGCGUCCACCUGCCCCAUGUGGAGGGGGCGGAGUCUCUCUGGCUGGGGUUGAGUGACGAGAGGCUGCUGCUGGUCCGCCCGCCACCAGGGAGCGCUGCUGCGGAGCGUGGGGCGUGUCCUCCCGCCCGCGAGGGGGCGCUGCUGGAGCUGGGGCUGCCCCUCCCCGCCGACCCCGCGCGGUGCCGCGCGCGCUUCCACCGCCGGUCCAAGGUUCUCACCGUGACGAUGCCGCUGCGGGCGUGAGGGAUGUGUGACCCCUCCCCCACGACAGGACCCCCGAGAGCUCUCAGGGUUGCUCUGGACCCUCCCCAGGAUCGUCCCGGACCCUCCCGAGUACCCCAGCUUGGGCUCGUUCUGGACUUCCCCUCAGGGACCCCCUUCAGGACCCUCUGACCCCUUCGGGGCUCCAUCAGAACCCUCCUGGACCCCCCCCCCCCCCCCCCACACACACACAUCAGGAUCGCCAUGGACUUCUCCUUGGGGAUCCCCCUCAAGAUCCUCAGACCUCUUUGGGGCCCUUGUCAAGACAGUGCUGAACGCCCCAUGACCACCCAGGGAUUCUCCUUAGCACCCCCUGAUCACCUCCAGGAUUGUCCGGGAACCCCCCCCGAGACCUUCCUGUUCCCCCUCAAGCCCCUCCUGGCCCCCCUUCCCACCCUGCGCAUUCUCUCAGCUCCACCCCCUCCCACCUCCUUUUUUUAUACGAAACCCCCCAAUAAAAGUU